This is a messenger RNA of Penicilliopsis zonata CBS 506.65, 1173 nucleotides long. RefSeq lists its product as hypothetical. The transcript has 4 exons. Gene Ontology annotation, biological process: mitochondrial electron transport, ubiquinol to cytochrome c. Gene Ontology annotation, cellular component: membrane. Gene Ontology annotation, molecular function: 2 iron, 2 sulfur cluster binding; quinol-cytochrome-c reductase activity. Bases 275 to 979 code for a protein of 234 amino acids. Lineage: Eukaryota; Fungi; Ascomycota; Eurotiomycetes; Eurotiales; Aspergillaceae. The record is from RefSeq and is a predicted model, not a curated record.
GAACAAGCUCCACUUCCACAAGUAUACGUCUCCAAAUAACUAUUCCAGGUGUUGUCUGAGGUCCUUCAGUACCAGUUGAUCUCCAGCCAAUGAGGCGCGCCGUGAUUCCGAUCGCUAGCGAAAGCUCUACCGCAACGCCCCGGCUUCAACCUCCAACCUCAACCUCGACCCGGUUGAAAAUCCUCCCUCAAUCCCACCCCCCUCCCCCCUCUCGCACUACCUGCGCAACCCGCCCUCUUCCUCCCCGCUGCAAUUGCUGCAAUUGCCGUCCGCCAUGUCUCUUGCAUCCGCUUCGAGCUCGCUUCUGCGCUCCUGCGCCAGACAGCAAGUGCCUGCCGCCCGGGCCGCACUCGCCUCCUGCCAGCAACAGCGAGGCGUGGCCGAUGCCUCGUCCAAGGCGACCUUUGCGAGCCCCUUCGACAACUCGACCACUAAGAUCCCCAACUUCGGCAAAUACGCGUCCAGCAAGUCCCCGCGCAGCAACCAGGUCUUCUCCUACUUUGUGGCGGGUGCUAUGGGUUUGGGCUCCGCGGUCGGUGCCAAGGCCACUGUUCAGGACUUCCUCGUCAACAUGUCCGCCUCGGCAGAUGUUUUGGCCCAGGCUAAGGUGGAGAUUGCUCUUGACUCUAUCCCCGAGGGCAAGAACGUGAUCAUCAAGUGGCGUGGAAAGCCCGUCUUCAUCCGUCACCGCACCAGCGGUGAGAUUGAUGAGGCCCGCGCGACCAACUGGGAGUCCCUUCGUGACCCCCAGUCCGACGAAGACCGUGUCCAGAAGCCCGAGUGGUUGGUUAUGCUGGGUGUCUGCACCCACCUGGGUUGUGUCCCGAUUGGUGAAGCGGGUGACUUUGGCGGCUGGUUCUGCCCCUGCCACGGUUCUCACUACGAUAUCUCCGGUCGCAUCAGGAAAGGGCCUGCUCCUCUGAACCUUGAGGUCCCUGCAUACAACUUCCCUACCGAAGAGACUCUUGUCAUUGGUUAAAAAAACGUCUUCCUAUGAGAAAUCUAUCCAUGUUAUAUUAUCUAUCAAUUGUACUUCUGAAUGGCUAGAUUCUCUCUUUCUGUGUGUCUCCCGUGUCUCCGUGUGUCUCCGUGUGUCUCUCUCUCUUUCCUUUCCUCUGUUUUGACAGGGAUGGGAAAGGCUGUUUUAUAUUAGAAGCCAUCCUAUCUUAUGCG